AAACAAUAUUAAGCAGUAGUACUAAGUAGCAUCUUAGCUAGCUAGCUAAGAAAAGCUCAUAAACCCUGCUUAAUAUAUAUAUAAUUAAGCCCUUAAACUUGAUAUAAUGGCUCUCUACUACUCCUUAGUAGUAUUGUUUUCGAUUCUUAUGGGAGUUGCCUCAGCUCAACUUUCCUCAACUUUCUAUUCUUCUUCGUGCCCUAAUGUCCUUUCCACCAUCAAAGCCGAAGUGAAAUCUGCCGUCUCUAAUGAGGCUCGUAUGGGAGCCUCCCUACUUCGUCUUCAUUUCCAUGACUGUUUUGUCAAUGGAUGCGAUGCUUCGAUAUUAUUGGACGACACAUCAAAUUUCACAGGAGAGCAAAACGCAGGGCCAAAUGCUAAUUCAGUGAGGGGCUUGGAUGUGGUCGACACCAUUAAGAGCAAGGUCGAGGCUUUGUGCCCCGGCGUUGUCUCCUGUGCUGACAUCCUAGCCGUUGCUGCUAGAGACUCUGUUGUUGCGUUGGGUGGACCUACCUGGACGGUGCCAUUGGGUAGAAGAGACUCAACCACAGCAAGUCAAAGUACUGCCAACUCAGACAUCCCUGCUCCUACUUUGAAUCUAACUGCCCUCAUUUCUUCUUUCUCAAACAAAGGAUUAUCUACUAAAGAUAUGGUAGCUCUCUCAGGUGCUCAUACAAUAGGUCAAGCAAGGUGCACAACCUUCCGGGCCCGGCUCUACAACGAAGCCAACAUAGAUUCGUCGUUCGCCACCUCAACAAAGGCGAAUUGCCCGAGCUCAGGCAGUGACAACACCCUGUCCCCGCUCGACGUCACGACCCCCAAUAAAUUUGACAAUGCCUACUUCAAGAACUUGGUGGCCAAUAAAGGGUUGCUACACUCUGAUCAGCAACUCUUCAGCGGCGGGUCAACUGAUUCCCAAGUCCAAACUUACAGUAGCAAUGCAGCCACCUUCAAUUCUGACUUUGCCGCAGCAAUGGUGAAGAUGGGAAACAUUAGCCCUCUAACUGGCUCCCAGGGUGAGAUCAGGACCAGUUGUGGGAAAGUCAACUAAUAAGCGCUCCUAUAGGAUAGAUACAUGUAUUUCGCUUUGCAUUGUACCAAGUACUUCUACUUUGAUUUUGGCUAUAAUGUUUGUCCCUUGAUGAGUUGUAAGCUCAUUAUAGCCAGUAUUAUUGUUAUCUGUUUGGUUUUAAUUUUAUAAAAAAUUAGAAUUUCUGCUCUUUA
Molecule: messenger RNA, 1224 nt
Organism: Humulus lupulus (European hop)
Lineage: Eukaryota; Viridiplantae; Streptophyta; Magnoliopsida; Rosales; Cannabaceae
Product: cationic peroxidase 1-like
Exons: 4
Coding region: 107-1051 (314 amino acids)
Biological process (GO): hydrogen peroxide catabolic process; response to oxidative stress
Molecular function (GO): peroxidase activity; heme binding
Source: RefSeq, a predicted model, not a curated record